UCUUGGGUUCUUAGUUUACAUACAGCAUAACCUUUCUAGGUUAGAGCAGUCCUUCAUUCUUACUAAGGCAAUAUGUCACGUGCACACAUCACAGUAUAAUGAAUCAUACUAAUCAUGCCAUAAAAAACGUCAUUCUGUGCAAAGCAAAGCCUUAAAUUCAGCACCGAACCAGUGACCAGCACAUCAGUCUGGUGGGACUUCUCUGAUGACGUAGCAGCUCAGAUCUGAUUUGAUUGUGUUUCUCAUCUCAUGAAAAACAUUUCAGGCAUAUAAAACGAGGCGAGGUGGGUGAGGCCAUUCAAAGAGACACCAGUCGCGGAGGAAAGAGACGCCAGUAGUCUUUUACUGCUAACUUCUCUGAGAUUGGAAAUCACCUGUUUCAGCACCACGGUCAGCGCUCCAAGAGGGGCCACACGCUCAUCCAAAACAACCUGAGCACAUGUUCAAGGCGAUGUUACAUAGGAGCGCCUCUCAGCUGCUAUUCCUCGUAGCGAUCUGCGGCGUCUUUUACACGCGGACUCUCAGUUUGCCGCUCGCCACUACACGAGCCACUCGACACGCAGACGGUCUGUUUACCAGUGGUUACAGCAAACUGCUGGGCCAACUGUCAGCCAGACGCUACCUGGAGUCUCUGAUCGGAAAACGUGUCAGUGACGAUCUGCUGGAAGGACAGAUGCCAGUGAAGCGUCAUUCUGAUGCGAUAUUCACAGAUAACUACAGUCGCUUCCGCAAGCAAAUGGCCGUGAAAAAGUACCUGAACUCUGUCUUAACAGGAAAGCGGAGCCUAGAAGACUCUGCUAGUGAGCAAGAGGAUUCCACUGGAGGACAAACCUCCUACCGGGAGAGCUAUGAUGAUAUAACUGUAGAUGAGCUUCUCAAUCAUAUACCAAUGCCACUCUGAAGACCACUUGAUAAGAAAACAUGAUUAUCAGUGACUGUAAUACACAUUCCAUAUACAGAGUAUAGUAAAGGAUAGCAGCAUUUAAUUUUGAAACAAUGUUUCUCAACAUAACAAAUACGUAAUAUGUGGUUAGCUAUAAAGUAAACGUUUACACUGUAUAUAAUAAAUACACUAAGAGUUGUUGAAGGUGAAGGGGUGUGUGUGUGUGUGUGUGUGUGUGUGUGUGUGUGUGUGUGUGUGUGUGUGUGUGUGUGUGUGUGUGUGUGUAUGUAGUGAGUUUUGGCCCAGAAACACAUUCCUUCUAUGUUCUCUGUAAGUAGUACAUUAAUUAAUAAAUGCAUUGAAAGGAGUCAUGGACUGGCAUAGUACAAUCAGAGAACAAGAAUUUGGACCCGAAGACCACAAACGGAGCAUCAACUAGAUCCCAAGAGUAUUGUAUUAGGUUGGAGCACUGAGUGAUUAUGUAAUAUGGCCUGAUCUCAAUGGAUUUUGUAAAUCAGAAUAAUUUUAUAAGAAUCUAUUGAUGUUGCUUCUCUGUUGGUUCUCAAAAAAAAAGGGAGCUCAAGGGGCUGGGUGGGGAUUGGGGUGUUGGAGAAUCUUUAUUUUUGCCAUUCAAUGAUAAUAAAACUUUGAAGAGCCAUUGAAAUAUCAGCUGUGCGUAUUGUCGGUCAGUUUGGUUACAACCCACUAGCUUUUUUUU
Molecule: messenger RNA, 1601 nt
Organism: Ictalurus punctatus (channel catfish)
Lineage: Eukaryota; Metazoa; Chordata; Actinopteri; Siluriformes; Ictaluridae
Gene: vip
Product: vasoactive intestinal peptide
Exons: 6
Coding region: 440-901 (153 amino acids)
Biological process (GO): phospholipase C-activating G protein-coupled receptor signaling pathway; epinephrine secretion; positive regulation of endothelial cell proliferation
Cellular component (GO): perikaryon; neuron projection; extracellular region
Molecular function (GO): neuropeptide hormone activity; peptide hormone receptor binding
Source: RefSeq, a predicted model, not a curated record